Molecule: messenger RNA, 7244 nt
Organism: Cottoperca gobio
Lineage: Eukaryota; Metazoa; Chordata; Actinopteri; Perciformes; Bovichtidae
Product: DENN domain-containing protein 5B-like
Molecular function (GO): small GTPase binding; guanyl-nucleotide exchange factor activity
Source: RefSeq, a predicted model, not a curated record
AGAGCAGAAAGAGGGAAUGUAUCAGUUUUUGACAGAACAUUCCCAAAAAGAAAGAUACUCUAUGUCAGUGAACAGACUGAAUGGAGGACUAGUUUUGAAUAUCCCGCCCUGCCAGGCGUCUCCUUCCAGCUCCACUGAGGCGGAGAUUCACAACCCUCUCCGGUCCAGAGCAGGCAGUUGUGUAUCGGCAAGCUCCGCUGACACGAUUCACUGAAAGCAAACUAGCACUGGAACAACAUUUAAAAGCAACUUCGUUAAAUACUACCAAUCUUUAAUUUACAACCAAGAACCGACACAGAAGAGCAUUGUCCCCGAGUUGAGCAUUUUAUCGAGCUUUUCCCUUUUGUUCGUGGAGAUGUGUCGCUUGGAGAACUAUUAGCGGACAGCGCUGCACACCGAAGCCAGGAUGAGUGGGAGCUUCGCGGUGUCCGGCGCGGCGCCCUGCCGCUUCGCUCACUACUUUGUUAUUUGUGGGAUAGAUACAGAAACUGGACUGGAACCGGACGAACUAGCAGCUUUGUACCAAUGGCUCGAAGCAGACCGCCAAGGCAGGGAUCCAGACACUGCAGCCACAGGUGAAAACUUUGAGCAGAGCCCUCUGAAGAGGACGUUCAAGUCCAAAGUUCUGGCACGCUACCCUGAGAACGUGGAGUGGAACCCCUUCGACCAGGAUGCCGUCAACAUGCUGUGUAUGCCUAAAGGCCUGUCGUUCAGGACGCAGGCAGACCAGCGGAAUCCACAGUUCCACUCCUUCAUCAUUACAAAGGAGGAUGGCUCUCGGACCUACGGCUUUGUCCACACCUUCUACGAGGAGGUGACCAGCCCCCAGAUCUGCUCUGCCAUGCAGACCCUCUACCAGAUGCACAAUGCAGAGAGCACCACUGCCAACACCCCUUCAUCCUCCUCCUCCUCGUCCUCCAGCAUGGACUCCCUGGCCAGCAGUUUAGACGAGGCCGACUCCCCCACUUCCUCAUCCUCCUCGUCUCGCAAGGCGGGUAGCUACGACUCAUCGCGGGACACCCUCUACGUGUCCAAGGCCUUGUGUCUGAUCACGCCCAUGCCCUUCAUGCACGCCUGCCGCCGCUUCUUGUCACAGCUGCACAGGGCAGUCACCGCGGCCACCACGCCCCCACUGCCGCUGGAGAGCUACGUUCACAACAUCCUGUACGAGGUGCCGCUGCCCGCCGCGGGGCGCUCACUCAAGUUCCACGGUGUAUAUGAGCCCAUCGUGUGCCAGAGGCCCGGGCUAGGGGAGCUGCAGCUGGCCGACUUCCCCCUCGCAGAGACGUUCAGUCUGCUGGGAGUGGAGAACCUGGUCCAGGUGUUCACCUGCACCCUGCUGGAGAUGCAGAUCCUCCUGUACUCGCAUGACUACCAGCGGUUGAUGACGGUGGCAGAGGGCAUCACCACCCUGCUGUUUCCCUUCCAGUGGCAGCAUGUCUAUGUUCCCAUCCUGCCAGCCUCUCUCCUCCACUUCCUGGACGCUCCUGUUCCCUACCUGAUGGGCCUACAAUCCAAAGAGGGCACAGACCGCUCCAAACUGGAGCUUCCUCAGGAGGCCAAUCUGUGUUUUGUGGACAUUGACAACCACUACAUCGAGCUUCCAGAGGACUUUCCCCAUUUCCCCAAUAAGACCGAGUUCAUCCAGGAGCUAAGUGAGGUGCUGCUUAGCUUCGGCAUUUCUGCCAACACAGGGGCUCCACCACGGACCCGCAGCGCUCCCGGCAGUGCUCCCGGCAGCACCCCCUCCACCCCUGGUCGGGAGCGCAAGACUGUCGCUCUACGGCAGCUGGAGGACGAUGGGCGUAAUGGCAACCUUGCAGGGGAGGAGCUGGCUGUGCUGGAGCUGCUGCAGGGAAACGCCACCCUGGAAAGACUGCAGGCGCUGACCAAACGCACCGGGGUGACUGUUGCCCGCGUGGACGCCCUGAGGGCCGGAGUCAAAGCUCAGAGCACUGAAGGGCAAGGGGGGCGGACAGCAGCUGAAGAUGAGGAGCUAAGGAACGCCAAGCUGAACAUCCAGCUGAGGGAGGUGUUCGCCAGCCGCUUCACCACCAUGUUUGCCGACUACGAAGCCUUCGUCAUCCAGAGCGCCCCGGACCUGGAGUCGUGGCUCACCAACAGGGAGCAGAUGCACAACUUUGACAAGGCCUCAUUCCUGUCCGACCAGCCGGAGCCCUACCUGCCUUUCCUCUCCCACUUCAUUGAGACGCAGAUGUUUGCCACCUUCAUCGACAACAAGAUCAUGUCCCAGUGGGAGGAGAAGGAGCCACUGCUCCGUGUCUUUGACGCUCGCAUCGACAAGGCCCGCCUCUACAACGUCCGCGCUCCCAGCCUCCGGUCCUCGUGCUACCAGAGGUGCUCCAUCCUUAAGGAGUCUGCUCAGAUAAUUGAGCAGCGUCUGAUGAAGAUCGACCACACCGCCAUCCACCCACACCUGCUGGACAUGAAGAUCGGUCAGGGCAAAUACGAGCAGGGAUUCUUCCCCAAACUGCAGGCCGACGUGCUCAACACAGGGCCGACGAAUAACAAGUGGUCUCAUAGGACGGCGACAGCUCAGCGCAGGAAAGAGCGUCAUAGGCAUCAAACGGAGCAUCUGGGCCUCGACAACGACCUGAAAGAGAAAUACAUGCAGGAGGCCCGCAGCUUGGGAAAGAACCUUCGACAGCCCAAACUGUCUGAUCUGUCUCCCGCCGUCAUCGCCCAGACCAACUGGAAGUUUGUGGAGGGGCUGCUCAAGGAGUGCCGCAUGAAGACCAAGCGUAUGCUGGUGGAGAAGAUGGGCCGCGAGGCGGUGGAGCUGGGCCACGGUGAGGCCAACAUCACCGGACUGGAGGAGAACACACUGAUCGCCAGCCUGUGUGACCUGCUGGAGAGGAUCUGGAGCCACGGGCUGCAGGUCAAACAGGGGAAGUCAGCCCUGUGGUCCCACAUGCUGCACUACCACACUCGAGAGGAGAAGCUGGAGCAGCAGCAGGCAGAGUCACCAGUGUCGCAUGUUCCUGAGAGGAGGAAGUCCGACUGUUCCAUAGCGAUGCCGUCUCUACGUGUGUCUCUCAUACAGGAUAUGAGGCAUAUCCAGAGUAUGUCGGAGAUAAAGACAGACGUGGGACGAGCGAGGGCCUGGAUCCGUCUGUCCCUGGAGAAGAAGCUGCUCUCUCAACACCUCAAACAGCUGAUGUGCCGACAAGCCUUAACCAAGAAGCUGUACAAGCGUUACGCCUUCCUGCGCUGUGAGGAGGAGAAGGAGCAGUUUCUCUUCCACCUGCUCUCCCUCAACACUGUCGACUACUUCUGCUUCACCAGCGUCUUCACCACCAUCAUGAUCCCGUAUCGAGUCGUCAUCAUCCCCAUCAAGAAGCUGAGCAACGCCAUGACCACCUCCAACCCCUGGGUGUGUGUGUCAGGAGAGCUGGGAGACUCUGGCAUCAUGCAGAUCCCCAAGAACUUCCUGGAGAUGACCUUUGAUUCUGCUUUCAGGCCUCACACGCACAUCUCCGCCUUGUUCAAGUGUCAGAACCUGGGGAAGCUGACCACGGUGCAGCUGGGUCACGAUAACGCUGGCCUCCUGGCUAAGUGGCUGGUGGACUGUGUCAUGGUGCGCAAUGAGAUCACCGGACAUACCUACAGGUUUCCAUGUGGUCGGUGGCUUGGCAAGGGCGUGGACGACGGCAGCCUGGAGAGGGUCCUGAUCGGGGAGCUGGUGCUACCCAGCGGAGAGGAGGAUUCUGGGAGAGGCUGCCGUACACCCCCGCUGCAGCGCUCGCCAUCCCAGAUCAGGCGCAUCAGCGUCACGGCGCUGUCUGGACGAGGAUACAAACCAACUUCAGCCCAGAUCCAAGAGGCCAUCGGGGAGGCAGUGAACAACAUCAUCAAACACUUCCACAAGCCAGAGAAAGAAAGAGGCAGCCUGACCGUCCUGCUGUGUGGAGAGAGCAGCCUGGUGUCCGCUCUGGAGCAGUUCUUCCAUAACGGCUUCAAGUCGGCCCGGCUCUUCCAGAAGACUGUGUUCGUGUGGGACUUUGUGGAGAAGGCUGUUGCUUACAUGGAGUCAGCUGACCAGAUGGGAGACCUUCAGGAGACCGCCGAGCCCCUGGGGAUGACCUGCCAAUCACUCUGUCACUACGUCAACGCCAUCAACUCCACCCCCAGGAACAUCGGCAAGGAUGGGAAGUUCCAGCUGCUGGUCUGCCUCGGAGCCAGAGACCGUCUGCUGCCCCAGUGGCUCCCCCUGCUGGUGGAGUGCCCGGUGAUCCUGCGGAUGUACGAGGACACGGCCCUGCUCAGAGACCGCACCACUGUCAACACCCUCAUCGGUGUCCUGGAGACGCUCCACCACUUCCACAUCACACUUGAAGCCUCGCUGGUCAAAGGCAUUGACCUUUAGCCCCGGGAGAGACACUCCGCUCUACGUUUUCCUCUAAAACUUCCACUUUUACCCUUUUGGUUCUGGUAUUACAAACGGGGAAGUAGGACGUGUGAGGGACAAACAAAAUGAAGAGUGAAGAAGCGUUUGGUUACUAAAGCAAAAGAGUUGCACUGCUUCAUGUGAGAAGUUUGCGCUUUGGAUCAACCAUAAGCUUGGAUACAGUAUUAACCACCUGUGGCUCUGAAAGACCCUUCUUAAUUCAAUUACAACCAGUGCUUAUUCAUGUUUCAUUUCAUGAACUACAAAUCCCAAUUUCCUUACAUUACCAUCUGGUAUGUUCUGGAAAACCUUCCUUACCUUCCAGGCAGCUAUUGGUUCCACUUUAUUUCAUUACACUUCAAAUCUACUCGAAGCAACGUAAAGCUUCCUGUAAUCCAUCAAUGUGUGAUCCCUCAAUCCUUUACAGUGUACUGAAAUGAACUGAAGCAGUGGCUGCAUGGAGGGAUGAAAAUCUAACAAAGAAAAUAUGCUUUGGCAAAUUGCGGACCGUAAUAAACACUGAUAUACGGGUUGGAAGAUUGCAAAACCACAGGUGUUUCUUUAAAGUAUUCGUAGCAGCAGCAGACAUUUUCCUGUGUGCUAGCUAUGUAGCCUAGCCUGCCUUCAGUAGGUACAAGUAGAUAAACUGUGAUAGAUUCACUUUCCUCCAUUACAGCGCCUCCAGCCCCACACCCUAGUUAGCAUUAGCGUUAGCAUUAGCGUUAGCAUUAGCAAGCAUGCCUUUGGGAUGUGGGAAGAGACGAUUACUGACACACUGGAACGAGAAGCUCUGUUCUGUAACCUACUGACUCUACAGUGCAGUGUUAUGUUACCAGCUCUCCAUACCUCCUUUUAUUCUAAUUCUCUGGACUCGUGUUGGGAAACUUCUCUGCUGGAAACUUGUGGAUGGACACAAAAACUGAUCUGUGACGUUGAGUCAGGAGCUGAACCUGUGGCUAAAUGGACAUUCCUACCGAACUCCAGGCAUCGACCUGGCAGUUUUAAAUGGUGUGUGUGUGUGUGUGUGUGUGUGUGUGUGUACGUGUGUGUACGUGUGUGUACGUGUGUGUGUGUGUACGUGUGUGUGUACGUACGUUGUCUGGUGCAUGCAUUGAUUUUUAUAUCUUCCAACUUAAUGUUUUUCAUUUUAAUUUAUCAUUUCCUAACUGUUUCUCUUCAAAAACAGCUGAAAUGUUUUAACUCGAGGUCCAUUUACCAGCUUUAAAAAAAAAAAAAAACUUUCAACCACAUUGUAAUUGCUUUGUUGUCAUGGAGUUCACUCGGCGGUCAUCGCAUGACUCAAGUAGGAAACUUUGUGUUUGGAAACAUCUGGCAAAUGCUCGUAAAUGGACUUUGAGUUCAGUGUAGUUUUGUCAAACUACAAUUCCCAAGGUCAACAACAAACUUUUACGCAAGCAAAAUGUUAUUUUUUCUAAAUUAAUGUAGUAAUCACUGGAUUAGAGUAAAGGAGAGUUUGGAGUGAACCUUCCGUCAUCUCACCAUUAACAGCAGGUGUCUUUUUCCAUCUUGGACGUUAGAAAAAGGAUGAUGUUGGUGUUAUCCUGUAUUUUUUAUUGUCAAAUCUCAUGAAAAGACCAAAACAAUGAAGUUUUCUCAAUACUUUGACUGUCUGUUGUAAAAGACAUACAUUUUUAAACCAAGUAUAUAGUUUAAUUGGGAAACAGCAUAAAAUAGUGCAUUUGCUGGGGACUAUUUUCAGUAGUGGAUUAAUACACAGUUGAUUCACAAGUGUGUAUAUUAUGACAUGUUUUUUUGCAGAUGGAUUGAGUCUUUUCAUGAAAACAUGAAAAAUAUAGAGCAUUAUUAUCCUUUAAUGGUGUUUUAGCAUCAAAUGGAUUCAUUUCAUAUCAGUGCGCGAUACAACAAACUAGCUGUUAAGACUUUUAAUUCCCAUAUUACAUGAAUGCAAUAUGACCUGUCAGAUAUAAAAGGGAGGAACAGGAUCUUACGAUUCAUUAUGAUAUUAAAGAUUUUAAUUAAUCCCCUUUCUCCACCAAACGUACACAUAAUUUUUAUACUUUAGGAGCAGACAACAGAGAUGGAUGGAAACUAAUAACCAUUGGUCUUCAGAUGCAUUUCUGUUUCCUGUAAACCUUUUUACUGCAUGAGAUGUUUGCCACUGUUGCUCCCCCUUAAAUGAAUCCUUUCUGAGAAAUGGUGUAAAUAUUGUCAUUAGUGCAUGAUGACAAGUAGACUGAGCUGUAUUUAUCAUAACCCUCUCUAAUGAACUUCAGAUGGAAGAUGAGUUUUGAGGGGACGUCUUUGCAACCCUCUCCAGUAUUGAGCCUGUGAAGGACCCACAGCCUGUUUCAAUGUCUUGGUUUCAUGUAUUUAUUAAUUUAAUAUUAAUCCACUGCAGGCUGACAGCAGCACUGGUAGUUUAAGGUUGAAGCCUGUGGAAUAACUGGAACAUGUUAAAGCAGUAACCACUAUUUCCACUUCCCAUGUUUUAACCCUGUGUUCUCCUGCUGUAGCCCUAACGCCUCACCUACAGGACUAUCCACAGCUCCAAAGCACAAUAACUGUUGUGCAAUUUGUUUGUGUACAAACUCUUUGCUGACUGCUACGGGGCAGAUUUCUGGCGGAAUAAAUAGUUGUUUGAUUGAGAUUGUUCCUUAGACUACUGCACACCGCUUACUACCCUGAACACACCUGUGUGUGACGAGUGGUAUUAACCUCGAGUGGAACUUCUUAAACAGGAAAUGCUACACAACAGCCAUGAUAGCAGUGACUGUGCAUGCUGCUCAUGGCAAGAAUGCCACUGGACAAAAUAUUUAUUAUGUCUAUUUCAAUAAAAACACCCAGUGUGUUAAAA